Hymenoscyphus albidus is the source of this 369-nucleotide messenger RNA. NCBI's taxonomy places the organism in Eukaryota, Fungi, Ascomycota, Leotiomycetes, Helotiales, Helotiaceae. The record is from the annotation of a GenBank genome assembly.
AUGUCAAACCCCAACAAACAAAACACCCCCAACGCCAACCAAGCAAAAACCUGCUUCGACGGCAUGGGCGACAUGCUCUCCGCAUUACUUCAAGAAAACACUCGGAUCGGAGAAAGUUCAACCAACACCAACACCAACUCCAACACCAACCGCGAUGAUAGCAUUGGAGUCGACGCAGCCAGAAUUGCAAACACCUUCGAACGAGACGUGAGUCGUCGCGUUAUGGCGGCCAUUGCAAGGAAUCGACCCGAGGUACUUCCUAGGUACCAGGAACUGAAGGUGCUUAUUGAAACGGAAACGGAUAAGAGGAAGUUGCUCCAGUAUCUGAGGGAGCAGGUGGAGAUUGUGAGUAGCCUUAUUCGAAGAUGA